Messenger RNA from Phodopus roborovskii (desert hamster), 2643 nucleotides. It is a transcript of the gene Ak3, whose product is annotated as adenylate kinase 3. The record is from RefSeq and is a predicted model, not a curated record. Gene Ontology annotation, biological process: nucleobase-containing compound metabolic process. The coding region runs from base 139 to 822 and encodes 227 amino acids. Gene Ontology annotation, cellular component: cytoplasm; mitochondrion. The transcript has 5 exons. Gene Ontology annotation, molecular function: AMP kinase activity; ATP binding. Lineage: Eukaryota; Metazoa; Chordata; Mammalia; Rodentia; Cricetidae.
GCGCUCACUUCCGGGAGAGCGGGGAGCUCUGGCCACCGCCCGCUCGCAGCUGCCAGCUCGCUGGGGCCGGGGAGCCUGUGAGCGCGCAGGCCAGGCCGCAGCCCAGUAUCUGUGCAGCUCGGGCCACGGUCUGUCACCAUGGGGGCGUCGGGGAGGCUGCUGCGCGCCGUGAUCAUGGGGGCCCCGGGCUCCGGCAAGGGCACCGUGUCGUCGCGCAUCACCAAACACUUCGAGCUGAAGCACCUCUCCAGCGGGGACCUGCUCCGCCAGAACAUGCUGCAGGGCACAGAAAUUGGUGUGCUGGCCAAGACUUUCAUUGACCAAGGGAAGCUCAUCCCAGAUGAUGUCAUGACGCGGCUGGCCCUUCACGAGCUGAAAAACCUCACCCAGUGUAGCUGGCUGUUGGAUGGGUUUCCAAGGACACUUCCACAGGCAGAAGCCCUGGAUAAAGCUUACCAGAUAGACACAGUGAUAAACCUCAACGUGCCCUUUGAGGUCAUUAAACAACGCCUUACAGCUCGCUGGAUCCACCCUGCCAGUGGCCGGGUGUACAACAUUGAGUUCAACCCUCCCAAAACUGUGGGCAUUGAUGACCUGACAGGAGAGCCACUGAUUCAGCGCGAGGACGACAAACCAGAGACGGUGAUCAAGAGACUAAAGGCGUAUGAAGCCCAGACAGAGCCAGUCCUGCAGUAUUACCAGAAAAAAGGAGUGUUGGAAACAUUCUCUGGAACGGAAACCAACAAGAUCUGGCCCCAUGUAUAUGCUUUCCUACAGACGAAAGUUCCAGAAACUACCCAGAAAGCCUCUGUUACUCCCUGAGGAGGGCAGUAAUUAGCAGGAUGAAACAGGACCUCCUUGCCCCACCUUGGCUCUGUUUUUUGAAGCUCUUUCCCUAAGACCUCUGAAAAUUAUGACUUAUUCCUAAUGGCUUUCUUCUGGAUGUUACUAAGGAUGUGCCAAUGAGUCAGACACUAAGUAAGGCGAUCUGUUAAAAUAACCUCGAAUGUUUAAUCUGAAUGUUUAAUCUAGUUGUCUUCUGUGAAUGUGCAAUUAGAAAACAUCAGAGAUGUUGAAACUUAAAGAAAAAAAAAUCAGAGCCCAAUUAAAAGAGCAACUGGUAAUCAUCUACCCUCCUGUUCAGUUAGCCAAUCGAUCACAUUUUUUUUUUUCUGGAAAAGUUAAAAAAAUAAUUACAUAUCACUUGAGGCAGAUAAAUAUCUCAUUAAAGGCUUUUGCAUAAGCCAGUGCCUCAUCACAACCCAAAAAAUGUUUCCUAGCUCCAUGAAAUGUAUUUGGGAAGACUGUCUAUAGAUGCCAGAAAGCAACUGGCUUUAUUUACAGAUGCAAACUCACUGCUGCCUUUACAGGAAAAAGCGAGGGCACAGCCACCAUGCUGUGUCCUCUAUUUACUAAGUUUCCAAUUUGCUAUGAAAAUGCAGCCAUUGGCACUUAAGAACAUGUGACUUUGAUAUGGCUUGUUUUCUUUUCCAAGCAUGCACAUACUGAGGGGUAUGAUUUAUGUACUGGCAAACAGCAGUGGAUAGUCCUACGUCCUCACGUGCCACUCAGGCUGAGGACUAUGUCUCAGCCUCUCAAGUGCUGGGAUCACUGUGCACUACCAGUUGCCACUCUGCUUCAAAGGGAAACAACUCUUGUACUAUCUAAGCAGGCUCCUUGUCUGCCUACAGCACUGUGGCUCCAACUCAGCCUUGUGUGCUGGGCAAGCACCCUUCCAGUGUGCUGUCUCUCCAGCCUUUAGUCUUUUCUUUUUUCUUUUGUGGUUUGUUUGUUUCUUAAGACAGGAUCUCAUUAUGUAGCUCUGGCUGCCCAGGAACUAUGUUAGCAAGGCUGGCUUCUAACUCACAGAGAUUCACCUGUCUCUGCCUCCCAAGUGCUGGGAUUAAAGGUAUGGGCCACCACAGCUAGCCCCAGCCCCUAGUUUUUGAGACAGGGUUUCACUAUGUAGCCCAGGCUAGCGUGAAAUGAUGUAGUCCAAGCUGGCCUCGUGUUCAUGACCCUCUUGUUUAAACCUCCAAGUGCUUAAAUUACAGGUGUGUACCACUAAGCCAGGCCUGAGAAGCCAAUCUAAACUUUGGUCCCUUUAGAUUCCUUAGUAGGACAUUUCCUUAUAUAUUGUGGCCCAAAGUGAGGAAAAAAAAAAAAAAAAAAAAAAAAAAAAACUACCUUCAAGGAAGAUGUACUCUUUAUUUUACUUGGUGCUAAAUCAAAGAAGCCCUUGCCCAAACCUUGGCAAUUUUGGCCUGUUUUAUUUCAGACACUUAAGUACAGAUGCCAGCAGGUGGUUCUUACAUACCUGGGAGUGGGGGGAGGAAUGUUUGAUUUUCAAAUUUCACUGUUGAUCUUUCAAGAUGGACUAGGCCUUUAAACAGGAUACCAAUGAACAUCUUGUCCUUUAUCUAAGUGUUUCUAGAAUGCCUUAUCUGAACGCUGGUAACUGCUUUCUAACAGUGUUGUGAACUACCUAAAUUUAGGACUGACCAUCAGGUUCUGUUACAGCACUGUGGCUGUCGUCCGUUGCCCUCCAACCCCCUUCAUGUCUGUUGUUGUGGCUGCUCACUGGCUUCUUUCUAAUGAAUUGUCUUCCAAUAGCACCUUUCUAAUAAACAGGUCUUCAAACAA